Molecule: messenger RNA, 891 nt
Organism: Coregonus clupeaformis (lake whitefish)
Lineage: Eukaryota; Metazoa; Chordata; Actinopteri; Salmoniformes; Salmonidae
Product: hypoxanthine-guanine phosphoribosyltransferase
Exons: 9
Coding region: 118-798 (226 amino acids)
Biological process (GO): GMP salvage; hypoxanthine metabolic process; purine ribonucleoside salvage
Molecular function (GO): magnesium ion binding; hypoxanthine phosphoribosyltransferase activity
Source: RefSeq, a predicted model, not a curated record
GCUUGUUUAGGAAAGAAGAUAACAUUCUUUCACAGUGGCGCUCCCCCUCCCUCGUGAUUCACGACUGACUUGUGAGUACUGCCGCUCUGAAAACCAGUUCGGGUUCCAGAAAACAACAUGGCAGACGAUUUGACCAUUCAAACUGGCAGAAAAGACGGAGGAAUUGUGAUCGACGAUGACUGGCCAGGUUACAGUUUAGAGCUGUUUAACUAUCCAAAACACUACUCUGGAGAUCUAGAGUGUGUUUACAUCCCACAUGGUGUCAUCAUGGACAGGACAGAGCGGCUUGCCCGUAACAUCAUGGGUGACCUGGGCGACCAUGACAUUGUGGUGCUAUGUGUUCUGAAAGCCGGGUACCAGUUCUGUGCCGACUUGGUGGAGAGGAUCAAAGCACUGAGUCGCAACUCAGACCACACUCUGCCCAUGAGUGUCAACUUCAUCCGUCUCAAGAGUUACGUGAAUGAUCAGUCCACAGAGGAUCUCCACAUCGUUGGAGCAGAAGACCUCUCUUUCCUGACUGGGAAGAACGUCCUAAUCGUAGAGGCUAUUGUAGACACAGGCAAGACAAUGAAGACUCUCCUAAAACACGUGGAGGCAUUCAGGCCCAAGAUGAUCAAAGUAGCAGGUUUGCUGGUGAAGAGAGUGCCAAACAGUUCAGGAUGUCUCCCAGAUUAUGUUGGUUUUGAGAUACCCAAUCGUUUUGUGGUUGGAUAUGCCUUGGACUACAAUGAGUAUUUCAGAGACCUCAAUCAUAUCUGUGUAAUCAGUGAAAGCGGGAAGCUGAAAUACAAGGUCUAAGAAGGGAUGAUUAUAGGAUUCUGCAGAGGAAAAGUGUUUCCACAAGAAGCUUGGACACUUCCCAUGAGAGCCCAUGCAGUGACAACGGUUAUC